This is a messenger RNA of Lycium ferocissimum, 2031 nucleotides long. Its product is annotated as beta-hexosaminidase 2. Gene Ontology annotation, cellular component: membrane. The transcript has 2 exons. The record is from RefSeq and is a predicted model, not a curated record. The coding region runs from base 73 to 1881 and encodes 602 amino acids. Gene Ontology annotation, biological process: glycosaminoglycan metabolic process; carbohydrate metabolic process. Gene Ontology annotation, molecular function: beta-N-acetylhexosaminidase activity. NCBI's taxonomy places the organism in Eukaryota, Viridiplantae, Streptophyta, Magnoliopsida, Solanales, Solanaceae.
AUUCUCCAAAGUAAUAACCACAUACUCAUAUUCUACAUUUAAUAUUUAGCAAAACAUAUAAAUACUCUUUGAAUGGCUUACUUGGAAUUCAAAGUCAUUUCAUUUCUCACCUUCAAAAUGAGUGGAGAGAGAACAUUCACAUUCACAUUCACAUUCACAUUCUUUUCCUUCCUUCCACUACUAUUCCUCAUCUUCAUUCCUCAAACAUCAACAGCUACUACAAAUUACCCAAUAAAUAUCUGGCCCAAGCCCACAACAUUCCUUUGGCCCAGCCCAAAAUCCAUCCUCCUCUCACCAAACUUCACCAUCUCCCACCCUAACCACCGUUACCUAACUCCCGCCGUUAACCGUUACCGCCACGUCAUCCUCACCGAACAUCACCAUCCCAUCAUAACCCCAUCCAUCAACCUAACCUCAUCAACUCCGUUACUCCACCUCAUCAUCUCCGUUUCUGACGUCACUUCACCGUUAUCUCACGGCGUUAACGAAUCCUACACUCUCUCAACUCCUUCAAACAACUCCGUUACAGCUUACAUUAACGCCGUUACCGUAUGGGGAGCUAUGAGAGGACUCGAAACAUUCUCACAACUCGUAUACGCAAAUCCUACCAAACUCGCCGUUGCUGCCGGCGUAUAUAUAUACGAUUCGCCGAUUUUUAUGCACAGAGGUGUGAUGUUGGAUACUUCUAGAAACUUCUAUGAAGUUGAUGAUUUGUUAAGGCUAAUUAAAGCUAUGAGUAUGAAUAAACUGAAUGUUUUUCAUUGGCAUAUAACUGAUUCACAUUCGUUUCCGAUUGUGUUUCCAUCGGAGCCGGAGCUUGCCGGAAAAGGAGCGUAUGGGAAUGAGAUGAUGUAUUCGCCGGCGGAUGUGAAGAAGAUCGUGGAAUUUGGAUUGGAAUAUGGUGUUAGGGUUUUACCUGAAAUUGACAUGCCUGCACAUACAGGAUCUUGGGCUGAAGCUUACCCUGAGAUAGUCACUUGUGCAAAUAUGUUCUGGUGGCCUGCUGGUGGUCCAGCUCUUGCAGCUGAACCAGGCACUGGUCAACUGAAUCCCUUGAUUCCCAAGACCUAUGAAGUUGCCAAGAAUGUCAUCCACGAUACUAUUGCCAUGUUUCCAGAUUCACUCUUUCACGCAGGAGCAGAUGAGAUCAAUUCAGCCUGUUGGAAUACUGAUCCAUCAAUCCAAAAGUUUGUUGCUAGCAAUGGAACUCUCAGUCAGCUACUCGAGAAGUUUAUCAAUAAUACCUUACCUGAAAUCCUCUCACUCAACCGUACGGUGGUGUACUGGGAGGAUGUUAUAUUGAAUGCUAAUGUGAAAGUGAAUCCAUCUCUGCUUCCUCCCGAGAAUGUUAUUAUGCAGACUUGGAAUAAUGGACCAAGCAAUACAAAAAAGCUUGUCACUUCUGGCUACCGUGUCAUUGUGUCGUCUGCAGAUUACUAUUACUUGGAUUGUGGCCAUGGGGGCUUCGUUGGAAAUGACAGCCGCUAUGACCAGCUACCAGGUAUUGACCAAGGCGAUGGUGGAUCCUGGUGCGGUCCUUUUAAGACCUGGGAAACCAUUUACAACUAUGAUAUAACCUAUGGCCUGACUGAUAAGGAGGCUCAAUUGGUAAUUGGAGGGGAAGUAGCAUUAUGGUCCGAACAAGCUGAUUCAACUGUUAUGGACUCACGAAUUUGGCCAAGAGCAUCGGCAAUGGCAGAAACAUUGUGGUCAGGGAAUUGCGAUGAAACAGGAAUGAAGAGAUAUGCAGAGGCUACUGAUCGACUGAAUGAAUGGAGGUACAGAAUGGUUGCUAGGGGAAUAGGUGCUGAACCGAUUCAGCCACUUUGGUGUCUAAAAAACCCAGGCAUGUGUAACACAGUUCAUCCAUUUACUAGCUGAUUCUUCAUCAGUGUGUACUGGUGUCUUUUCUCAGUUUGUUUUCCACUUCCUCUCAGUGUUACAUUCAAAACUGAAAAGAGGGCUAUUUAUCUGUAAUAUCUUCUAUAUUCAAAGUCAGUUUCUUAUUGUAAUACUACCUUCUAUUGUCGC